Myzus persicae (green peach aphid) is the source of this 1339-nucleotide messenger RNA. RefSeq names its product homocysteine S-methyltransferase-like. Gene Ontology annotation, molecular function: S-adenosylmethionine-homocysteine S-methyltransferase activity; zinc ion binding. The record is from RefSeq and is a predicted model, not a curated record. Bases 335 to 1246 code for a protein of 303 amino acids. Gene Ontology annotation, biological process: S-methylmethionine cycle. Lineage: Eukaryota; Metazoa; Arthropoda; Insecta; Hemiptera; Aphididae. The transcript is spliced from 6 exons.
UGAGUUAUCUCGUCGUUGUAGUUAUCGAUUCAAUUCGUAUUUCGUACCUACGGCAUAUAACUGUAGAAUUCGUAAUAUUUAACGAUUAAAUUCCACUCAGCUUUUAAACGUUCUGAUAACAAUUAUCCAAUAGCUCGUGGACAUUGCGUCAUGCACUCAUCGAUGUUCGAUACACGCGAAGACUUCACAGAUUGUUCAAAAUACAUACAUCCAUCAUAAUAUAAUCGUUCUCGUUACAGGCAAACCGGUGUGAGUACUACAUCGCCAGUGCCCAUUCGUCGUCGGUCGCGAACGUAGUGAAUAGCCAGCUGUUUUCAGUAUACUCAAUACAAAAAUGUAUCUCUUGGAUGGAAGUUUUGUCAGUGGAAUUUUGCCGUAUGUGGAGUACGACACGGUCAUGAAACAUCCACUUUGGGGUUCAAAUUUGCUUUUUAACAACGAAGAAGCUGUUGUUAAAGGCCACAGAGAUUAUAUCAGAGCCGGAGCGGAAUUUCUGACCACAAACACAUAUCAGGCGAGUAUCGAAGGCUUUCAAAAACACUUGGACUUAAACUAUGAACAGAGCUUCCAAUUGAUUAAAAAAUCUGUCACGAUUUGUCGGCGAGCAAUAAUGGAAGAAAGUUCUGGGCGAACAGUUCGAAUAAUGGGAUCUGUUGGUCCUUACGGCGCUUCACUGUGUGAUGGUUCCGAGUACAACGGUAAUUAUAUUGGCAAGAUUGAUUCAAAAGAUCUGUACGAUUGGCAUAAGCCUCGGAUCCAAGCACUGGUGGAGGCUGAUGUCGAUGUAUUACUUUUUGAAACGAUUCCUUCGAUCGAAGAGGCUGACAUUUUGCUAAACAUACUGGCUGAGUACCCAAAUCAAAAAGCAUGCUUGUCGUUCUCGUGUAAGGACAGCAAACACAUAAGUCACGGGGAGACAUUUGCAAGCGCAGUUGAAAAGUUCUGGUCUAAUGAUUUCCGAAAACAAUUGAUCGCCAUCGGCAUGAACUGCCUGGACCCAAAACUCAUAACACCACUUUUGAUGUCCGUAAAAACUAAGAAUGUCGAUUUCAUUACUUAUCCAAAUGGAGGUGGAGUAUGGGAUGCUGUUAAAAAAAGCUGGGAUAAUACUCAAAUGUACCAAGUUUCCAUCGACGAUCUGAACUUGUGGAGUAAAAAAGGUUUGAAAAUAAUUGGAGGUUGUUGUAACACCGAUGUAACUGAGAUAUCACGUAUUAGAAAUUUAAUUGACAACUUAUCUUCUUAACAAACACCUACAUAUUUUGUGUUAUUAUUUAUUUUUGAAAUCAUAUUAAUUGUAAACUGUUCUAUUAAAUAUCAAAUAUAUUAUGCUACAAUA